AAUGAAUUUCACACUCACAUCCUGAAACAAGUCAAGAAUUGUGCACACAUCAACCAAGGUGGACCGCGUGGACCUUGCAGCACGUCGUAUAUAUUGCCCAGAAAACUGCAAACAAAGGUAGGCCUAAUAAUAUAUUUGUAUAUAUACUGAGCAAAAAUAUAAACGCAGCAUGCAACAAUUUCAAAGAUUUUACUGAGUUACAGUUCAUAUAAGGAAAUCCGUUAAUUGAAAUAAAUUAAUUAGGCCCUGUGUUGUGUGACAAAACUGCAAAUUUUAAAGUGGCCUUUUAUUGUCCCCAGCACAAGGUGCACCUGUGUAAUGAUCAUGCUGUUUAAUCAGCUUCUUGGUAUGCCACACCUGUCAGGUGGAUGGAUUAUCUUGGCUAAAGACAAAUGCUCACCAACAGUGAUUUAAACAAAUUUAUGCACAACAUUUUAGAGAAAUACGUUUUUUUGCUUAUGGAACAUUUCUGGGAUUUAAUAUUUCAGCUCAUGAAACAUGGGACCAACACUUUACAUGUUGCGUUUAUAUUUUUGUUCAGAAUAUAUUUUCUAGUGAUAGAUUCAGGUAACAUAAAUAUGGAUAAUAGAGCAUGCUGCUCGUUGAUGCCAUCCAUAAUGAAGAUGAAAUGUAGAGCUAAAUCCAUUGUCCUGAAAAAACAUAUUUUACCAAUUCACUUUACCUGUGAACAGAUAUAGUUGUGUAUUUCUAAGGCUAAUGGAAGUGGUAGCCAGGAUGUUUUGGAUAGGCAGCAUGUUUAGCAGUGUCAUGUCAACGCCCUUUUGACCCCUGUGAAAUCAGAGACUCAGUUAUUGUUUUACAUAUGCAGGGAUGUGUAGCUAGCUUUGCUGAGUGUGCUGCUUUAUUGUUAUACCACAGCACUUAACUAACAAGUAAUGUAGCCUACUGUAGGUUGAAGGUUACCAUGCCUCCCAGUUUCUGAGUCCAAAUUGGCUAGCUGAAACAGCCUUGUUUAAUGAUAGCCUCUUUAAAAAUACUAUGAUCAUACUGUCAACAGUGAAGAAACAGGACAUAUUUUGUAUUGACCAAUGACCACCAUAAUGUAUAAUGUCAUAUAGUUUUGUGCCAUGUCAGGAAUAUAUGACACAAACAAAUCACAGCCUGAGAGUGUAGCAAAUAUUCAAUACAAGCAAGGCCUUAUUUGAAUAGCAUGUAUCUAUUUGUUCUGCCUGUGUAAAUACUCUUUGAACAUCAUGCGUUCUCUCCAUGUCUGCAUGAGUUUUCUUCUUCUCUCUCAUACCCUUAAACAUCUACUGGAGCUUUUCUCAAUUCUCCAUUACUUUACUUCUGAUUCCUCCUCUGCAGAAUUAGAUACAUCUAUACAGCUUCGAGUUUAAGGACCAACGAUAGCUGUUGUCAAAUGGGUGUCAAAAGCACAUUCUCUAUAUACCCUCUCAGAACCUCUAUGUUGCUCUUGAAGCAGAAACUAUAAUACUUGAACAUAAAUGGUUUGAUCUGUUCCUCCGUCUCCCCUCAGAUAAUCAUGAAGUUUAAUUGAUACAGUCAUUUGAAGAAAUACAGUACAUCAUUGAACACUCUCACAAACAUAUUGAGUGCAGUUGUAAAAUUAUGUUCUACUGACAAAUUAUCAGUGAAAUAUUGUAUGUACUCCUCAGUGUCAAAACCAAGGUCAUCAGGUAUCUAAUGAAGAGAGAACCAUUAGUAUAUUCAAUACUUGUUACCAUAACGCUUUUGUAUUUUCAUAAAACAUGAUAUUGUGGCUUGACUUGUAAGAAAGAGGAAUUUAAAUGUUUAAUGUACAGAACAUAAAUAAGGUAUUAAAUGUUCUGGUACAAGAGGUUAUGCUAUGAGAUAUUGAAUAAGUGUUUAAAACAAGUAGAUUUACAUAAUGUGAGUGUUGCUUCUCAAUAACACAGAGGUGCAUAAUGUGUAAAUAUUUGUCAACCUGUGACAUUAAUACAAGUACAGCAAUUACGCUAUCUGAAUUUGAAUUUGAAAUGUAUUUGUAUUAUUGUAGACAUUGUAGCACAUACACAGUAUCUAAACAAAUCUUUAUAACUGAGUUAUAUACAUUCUUACAGUGUGUCUGUCUGAAUGUGUGUGUCUGUUUGUACGAUGAUGGAAAAAGUGUAACGAACUAAUCAGGUACAUUAGUUGUUACAGAAUGUAAUCUAUAGUGUUUGGGUAGUUGUUUGUUUCAAUAGGGCCCUAGUAAUCAAAAGUAAUGAACCUAUUAUGAGCAGGUCCUCCGAGGGCCCGGUGUGGCAUUAAGAGUGUGGCACAUAAAAGGUUUAUUAAAGGAAAUUAAGGUUCAUCACUGCCACACCUGCUCCCCUAUUAUAAAUGUAUGACAGGUCAGUGCCUUCAAUCACAACAGCAAACCAGAGAGAGGAGUCAUGUUUCCCAUUACCAGGAAAAGUAACAGCGUAUCCUGUGACUCACAGAUUUCACUGGCCUGUGACCACUAUACACCGCCAUCAGCCUGGAAUAAUUACGUUUAAUAGGUUUUAUUUGGGAUCCACACACGCAAUGAUGGCGAGGGAGAGUGGAUGGAAUUUAACAAGUAUUUUGGUCUAAACACACUACUGUCUGUCUGUAUACCACCACCUGCACUUUAAUGUCAUUAUUUUGCAUUAUUACGUGUUUCCCACCUCAAAGUUUUUUUUUGUUUUAACUUCACCUUAGCUUGGUAUUUUGCUAUUACAUGCUACAUGUGUUUUCGUGACUCUACACCGAUUAAAUGCCACAGAUAAUUUGCACAUAACUACAUAAAUGUUCUGGGAAAUAUAGGCUAUUGUUGAUAGGAAGGGUCAAAAUGACUUCAAAUAAACUUCAACCACUGACGUCAAGGGCUCUCAAACAUUAAAUGGAUCCAGCAUCUGCUGAUAAAAUCUUAACAUCAUUAUUCCAGUCCCAGUUGUCAAUAUUUACAGAAUCUGUAUUUUGAUAUAAAUGAGUGUUACAUGCAUAAUGAUACAUAGUGUGUUCUUUAUUUACAGAUGGAUUCAGAAGGAGAGGAUAACCCACUUCAAACAUGCAACGGUGGCAAAGGUGAGUAGCUUCAACAACUCUUACCAUGUUCAGGCAAGCACAUCAAUAGCAGUAACCGAGCGUUUCAGCUAUUCACACACAUUCCACUUAUAUAGCUCUGGGGUCUAGGGGGAUAUCAGUUCAACAAUCCAACUUUACAACUGUCAGUUUUACGAAUUAUCUUACCAAUUUGAAGAGCACUGCAUUGCCAUUACAUUAUUCAGAUGGGGAAUUACUUCAUCAAAUUGGAACAGUGACUCAAAUUAGUUAAGGAGUGCAUAUAUAUAGUGUGAUUGAAAACCCCUAGACAGGGGAUGCCAUUAUGCUAGUUUUCCAAGCCUCUGAGGUCUGGUUGGUGGCACCAGAGCCAUUACUAUGUCUGGGAAAUGUAUUAUGGGGUUGUGCUUCAUGGGAAUACGGUAGACCUCUGAAUGAGAUUUGCAUCUGUGGUGCAAGGCCCUCUGGGAAAAUCGAUUUUGUCAAAGCUGUCAGGAGGAUGAUCUACAGUAGAUUGGGGGAGUGGAUCUUUUAUCAAUAUAAAGGGAAUCUUUGCUAUAAUGUUGUUCAUAUUAGAAGGCAAAAAAUAAAUAAUAUGUUUUACUUUUUUUUAUGUAACAGUAACUCUUUUUAUAGGUCAUUUGCUAGAGUACGCUCCAAAUUCAUGCUAGGGGAACACCCCACUACCAUGAGUGUACAGUAGUAGGACACAGUGUUAAUUCCCAACUGGUUAUCCAAAAGGUGGAGGUACUAGAUCAGUAGCUUUGAUCAGGAUUGUGUUUCCCAAGUAGACAGAUGCAGAGCCUGAGUCACUCCACAGUGGAAAUAUGAACAUGACUAUUUACCUGACAUACCUCUGCUUCUGCUUCUGUUUACAGUUCCAGUUGAAGGCAUCACCCAGGCUCCCAGGUAAGGGUUCAUGACCUCUAUGUGAAAAUAAACUUUUACAGAUAUCCUCUAACUCCCGGGUUUCUAUGUCCUUACAUACAGAGUGAAAUAGGAGUCCUUUGUUAGUAGAUGUGGUAUGCUGGCCAUGCCCUUAUCUUGAUAAUAACGGUUAUAAUUAAAUUUGUCCCCGUAGCUCUUCACUGCUUCUACGUACAUCAUUUUUAUAGUAUCUUUGGGGGGUCCGUUCAUCAUCUCAGCUAAAUACAGUUUCUUCAACCUUAUGUUGACCUUUUUUCACUCUAGCUACAAAUUACACUUAUACUUUCUGAAUCCCGCAAAAUACAAUUGGUGAAUAAACUGACAAUGUUACAUUUUAGGUUCAUUUUCAGUUGAACGUUUUCAGAUGAACCCCAGUAACGGCUAUGGCGCUUUGUUGACCCCGUUGCUCUUUUUAUUUAUCCAAUCCCUCACAACAGCACAUAUGGGUCUAUGGCUGCUAGGAAAAGACUCGCCCAGGAAGGGGUGCAGGGCGCCCCCGUCAACAAGAGAAAGUCUCUCCUGAUGAGGCCCCGCCAUUACAGCCCCAGCGAGGCGUGCUGCGAGGAGGAGAAUGAGGACCUGGCACCGCCACAGGACAAAGAAGAGCUGAGGAACAUUGACACUCCAGCAGGUAGACAGAUGUCCUGUUGUUUUGUCUGUUUUGAUGAACAAUUGACGCUGAAUUUUAAAAUCCCAUCUGUUGCAUUCAUAUUUCCCUCCCUCUCUAUUGCCUUUUAGGGCCCGGCAUCAGCCAGACCCCAUAGUCAUUAUGUACUGCAAGUGAAAGAUGACACUGCUGGGUCCACAUUAGUUGUGUCUGUCUCACGUCCUCAGAUUGAAGUUUUGACAGCUUAUCUGUCAUGAUAUUUUUGGCAUGGCUUUUCCCCACUUUUUUGAUGAGGCCAGAUUUUGGACUUCUCAAUCUCUUUUGCUUUAUGUGUUCGGUUUUUCUGAAAAGCCAUUCAAAAAUAGGUUAAAAACACAGAGAAUUGAGAAAUUAUGAUAAUGUUUGCUUUAGGCCCUUCUGUUUUGAAUCUCAUCUGUUGAUGUUUGUUUAGUAAUGUUCGUUUAGUUGAGUGUAGAAUAUAUGCAUAAUUGAUUGAUUAUUAACACAAGCUGAUGUUGCAUCUUGAAAAGAACCAGCUCGCCUUCUGAAGUAUGACAUUGGCAUUGCCUAAACAUGUUCUUAUAAAACCAAUGUCACUGAUACAAUAGAAUGGAAUAAAUUGGUGCUUAUUUGUCAAAAGAUACUAAGACCAAGCUACGUACUCAACAAUGACAUAAGGAAAUAUUUGUCUUUAUUUCAUUUAAAAACAUUGUCCCUCUCCAAAAGCAAAACAUUUAUAUUUCCUAAUGAAUUUAAUUUUGAGCAUUUUGGCCACAAUAUCCAUGGUUUACACAUGCAUUCUCACCCACUAUAAUCUGCACUUAUUUGGUAUAUUUUUAACGAUGUAACUAAGCAACAAAUGUAAUUGUCCCCUUCGAAAGCUUUUGUUAGGCCCUCUAACACAGUCCAAAUAUAUAUAAUUAGGCAUAAUGUCUACAGCUCAUUAUAGUACACAUGUGGGUAGUUAAAUGGACCAAGAGAAUAGCUCAAUGAAUUGUGCAGAUUCAUUAGAAAUGGAAUUUAUUUAUUUCUGGGGUUCAUAUAACAUUACAAUUAUCGUAACCCUUUUUGCACUAGAUUUGCCAUCCAUUUAUUUUCCCCCUCUGAUAACUUUCUUUGUUCAUAUACCUCCCUCUCAUGGUCUGUUUGUGUUUCAAGCAGAGCUUUUAUGUGUCUGUAUUCAGUCACCACUACUUCUGCACUGCAUUAUAACCUUCAAACGAGGGCACUUGCCAACAGCAAGCCCUAUAAAAUACAGUGAACAUGUAUCAAAAGUCAGGCAACACAAACAAAUGACUGCACAUUGUGUGGUUAACAAAGACCUACGUACAUUUGUAAAUAUAUUUUUGUCACAAUCAGGUCUGGGGCUAUUUUAUGUGAAACGAUUAUGACAGUUCAAGUGGAUAGAAAAAUAAUGUAACAGUGGGAUACAGUUCAUAUCUGCAUUUUAUAGCAAAAAGAGGGAAAAACAAACCUCUCAUUUGGUCGAGUCGCAUUGCGUUCAACUCUAGCCAAGCUCCAACCUUGCUGCAGAGCGCCGGUAAUGGCUAUUCUGGAGUACAAACUCUUCACCUGUUCCAAUACACAAACCACAGGAGGGAUCCAAAAGCAGUCUCUUUUCUACUGCACUUCUUUCACUGUGUGUGUGUGUGUGUGUGCGUGUGUGUGUGCGUGUGUGUGUGCGUGUGUGUGUCAUCCAUCUGGACAAAAAUAAGUACUUUUUUGUCUGCUGUGCUAAUUGUAGCUAAGCAUAACUGACUUUUACUCUUUGUUGAACAGGCUGCUAUUUGUUUGCCUCUGUUUAGAAUUAAAUGUCUCUAGUAACAAAGAGAUUAUUAGCCACGUCAUUGCAUGUUAUAUGUCUCACAAAAUCCAGCUUGAUAUUUUGUGGGGUUGAAUCUAAAAAGGAGUUUAAUUAAGUCUAUUUCAUGAAACUUCUUGCUCUGUUGCUGUUUUUAUUUAUUUAUUGUCCUGUAUUAUAUUCAGUACAUUUACCUUAAUUUGCACAAUCCAAAAUCAUAUGCUUCGAAACAAAAGCUUUUGGCAGAGGUCCGUUCGCCAGAUAACACUUCCUGCAUUUAGCAGCUUUUCUUUUGGGGGAUUACGUUUUGUACUGUGGCCUGACUAUAAUGACGAGUAGUGUCUGUUUGAUAAUGUCUAUAUCAUCCUCAGUGGAAUCCACUUACAAGCCUAUAUAGCCUAUACGCAUCCUAAAUUAUUCCCAAAUCUAUCAUCAACCUAUCGGAUCCCUCUCACUCCAUUCUCUGUGGGCUACUUUUAGUUUGGUCCAUGAUGUCUAGCCACUUAAGAGGAUAGAUCUACUCAGUACAGUACAGCCUACUUAUGAUUUAUGAAGUAAAAACCUUUAUGGCCUUACCAAAGAGCUUUAGUACUGAAUAUAAGUUUAAAUGAUUUGGAGGAUCAAAAGAGAUUUUAUCGAAUCAAUCCAGAUGAUAGCUUGCCAUUGUUAAUCAUUGACCAUGAGUUAAUAUUAAUAUAAUCAGGGGUGUUACUAAAAUAAAGUGUCAUUUAAAAUGCAUUUUGGGGAACUAAGAGGCCUAGCUUUUCUGUCAGUUUCACAUAAAACGGACUAAGCUGGAAACUAGAAAUUGAAUUGUCAAAUAUUUUACCAUUACACACUGUCCUGGGAUACGUUCAACAUUUUGAUAUGUCAAUGAAAAUGUCCACUGAUAAACAUUUUAAACGCUUUCUUUAAAAAAUGUUUAGUAAAGAAUCAAUAUAAAAAUAAAUGACAAGGUGCACUCCACAUAAUUACAUAUUGAAAAGAGAUUUUGAAAAAUACAAUUUUAAUGAAAGAAAGGAAAGGAAAGGAAGAAGAAAACAAUGGAACAUUUCUUUUCUUUUUUUUUACUGACAUUUUCCACACUUUCUUGGUUCUCAUGCUUACAUAUGAAUAUGAUUUCUUAAAUGAGUUGUAUGCGAAUGUCUACAAGUUAAUAUCUAAAAAUCAUAAAGCCCUGCUUAGCUUACACCUAAUAACUACUUAAAACGGAUGUUCAGUGUCACAAGCGAUGCAGGCUAAAUCUCUGUCAUAAUCUGGUCCGUCUUAAUCCACAUCAAGUUGUUGUAUUCUGAUUGGAGAUUUGUAAGAAGACGAAGAAAAUAUUUUUCAUCAUCUCUAGGUUUCAUGUUCAACUAGCCAAAAUAAGUGUCUCAUGUAUUAUCUCUGAUGUACUUGAGGAAUUGCAGCAUAAUCUUGCAGUUGCGGUCCUGUCCAUACUAUUAUUAUUUUCAUGACACAUUUGAUUUGUCAAUCCUCUUAACAGUCUACAAGACAUGCAUUUUCAAGAUAUGAAAAACUGUCAUGAAAUGUGCGUUGAAUGUCUCAACGAAACAUUCUGACUAAGCUCAAAUGGGGACAUACAAAAUUGUUACUCUUUCUGCCUAGCCAAAUGUUCUCUGAAAAUCAUGGCCUUAACAUGAACAAUUGACUCAAAACUCACAGCAUAGGUUUUUUUGCUCCUACUUUGUUUCUUAGAUGGAGGCCAAUAUAUGUUUAAUGAAGUGCCCCACAGAAAUGGCUGCCAGGACGCAAUAACAAAACCCAAUGAUUCCUUUGGAUGGUCUGAGGUGGUGACUGAUGACUCUCCCCAUGAGGAGGCUGCAGCCUCGGAAACUCUGGAAGAUGAAGAGGUGGAGGAACGAAACCAAGAAGAAGAGGAAGAAGAAGACCAAAGUCAGGACAGGAUGAGUAUGACUUGCAGUUCCUCGCCACGUAAAAGCCCAUACGAGGACAGCCGGGAAGCCGAGUGGGAGCCUCUGUCCCUGUUUCAUUCUGCUAGGGUGAAUGGCUCCAACGGCUCCAUCAGCAGCCCCUCCAAAGCCACCACCGGAGGAGGACACCCAUUAGGCAGGAACGGCCACCAACACAUGAGAGACGACGAUCCUGACUCGGACCUGAGGGGGUACAACAUAGGCAGAGUAGGCCCCUUCCAGGCAGGGGCCUUGCGGCUCUACCAACCGACACCCAGUGAGGAGGACAGUGAGGGAGAGCCAGAGGUGGAGAGGCCUCCCCAGCUGGAGGCCUGGGCGCUGGGCCUGCAGGAGAUGGAGAGACCGCUGGGCCUGGAGAUGGACAGAGACAGAGGAGACAGAGACAUGGACAGAGGGAGGGUGAACCUGAGCCUCCUGGAGCAGGCCAUGGCCCUGCAGUCAGAGCAGAGGCAUGUCAUCCACAACGCCUAUAGGGAGAUGGACAGGUUCCUACUGGAGCAGAUGACCAAUGAGAGGAGGCACCAAAGGCUAUUGGAUGUGAACUCCAGGGUGGGCUACCAUGGAUGCAAAGGUAUGGAUAAUAGAUUUGAAUAUGUCUUAUUUCUUUGUCAAUUCAAGAUUCUAGUUGUUUUAGCAUGUUUAUGUUUUUUUUACAACAGGUUUUUAUCAACAUAAUGAUAGAGGACCCUUUUCUUUAAGCCCUUCCUCUGUUUUUGUAUGUGUACUAUUUAGGAAACUUGAGAAUAAUAGGACUACAUACAAUGAAUAUUGCACUUAUUGUAAUGAAGAGUAGUGGGCAUAAAAGAAGUACGCAGCAGACAUGAUUAUGCAUGUUUAUCUAGUAUGGAUCAGCCCACUUGUGAUUUUAAUAAUGAGGCUCUUCAAAACAUAAAAAUAAUAAAAUAACCAUAUUCCGAGGGGGAAAUUGGAGGGAGGAGGGGAAAAAUCCUCUUAAGUACUAAAAACAUUUGGGCAACAAAUGAUGUAAUAAAUAAACAGACUAAAAUUUAAAAAAGAAUAAAAUCUUCUGAUGGAAUUGCUACUACUCAGAAUAUUGGAUUUUGAUAGGAAUCAACUGGAUAUUUAACCAUGACCAUAAGUCUUAAAUCCACCCAAAGUACCCCUCAUGUUUUCCACUGAUUCUUCAAAUGACUGCAGCCUAAUGUGUAAUCCCAGAUAUAAUCUUUCGAUGGAUGGGCAUUAAGAUGUGAAUGCCCUGUGUUGAACUGGAAGCCUUAACUAAAAUGACAGAUUAAUAGAAGCAUUUUGCAAAAAGUGUCUAGCUCUUUGCAUGAUACUGUCCUGCAAUCUGUAUGUUUCUAUGUAGCUACUGUAUAUCUAUAGCACUGUAGCUUCAGUAUUUAAGUGUGUUUUCAUUUAGCAAUUCCCAGAAUCUCACUUAAAAUACAUUUCCGAGGAACAUUCAUGCAAGAAAACCUCUACAAGUUUAAUCAAAUAUUAAACUGAAGUUCAUUAGCCAAGACAAUAUUGCCAAAAUACUUUUUAAUGAACAAUUACCUUUGUUCUACUCUUUGUUUGUGUGGUAAGGAAGGUUAUAAAGCAUGUUAAGCAUGUUAAGAAUGAUACUGCAACAUUCUUAAAGGUGUCGUUAUGUAUAUGUGAAUGUCUAUGUAUAAAUCGAAGAGUUCCUGUUGUUUGUCUCCUCCCAGACUCUCCACGGCCAGACAAGAAGGAUAUUAGGUGUCCUACCCCUGGGUGUGAUGGAACUGGCCAUGUCACUGGUCUGUACCCUCACCACCGGAGUCUGUCUGGCUGUCCCCACAAAGUCCGAGUUCCCCCAGAGAGUAAGUCACUCAUAUACACACCUGCUGUAUACAUCAUACAUACACAAGCAUGUACACAUAUAGAGUAGAAUGGGAUGUUGUUAUCAAUCAUAAAAUAAGUUCUGAUGUUCGAAUGAAAUCAUGAAAGUUAUCAAAUACAGAUGUAGGAUCUUAAUUUGAGCCAGUUUGCUACAGCAGGAAAAUAAUCCUGCAACAACAGGAAAUGUGAAUUAUUAUGUGGUUUAUAAUUAAUGCCCAUUUUUCUAGGAGUUAAUGCAUUUUUCGUAAGGCAUAAUUAAGUCUGAAAUUUGAACGUGGAAAUUACAAACUUCAGAUGCAUUUUUAAACCUCAAAUACACUACAAGUUUAACAUUUCCUGCAACAAGGUGAUCAAAUUAAGAUCCUACAUCUGUAGUUCCAGAAACUGUUUGAUUGAAGGGCAUCUCUACAUUUUCCAUUAAUAGAAUCAUGCAAAUAGAAAAAUCAUAUUUCAAUACACAAUUGAGACAUGUUGUCACCUAGGAACUUGGAGUUUACUUCUAAUUUCUGAAAAUUGAAAAGGCUUUUUUAUUGGUUGUGAUUUAUUCAUUUCAAUGUAACAUAAUAAACAUCCAACAUUAAACAAUAAUGAUACAAAAGGAACAGAAAAAGUAAUUACAUUUUUUCAAUAUGAAAGCAUGUGCUCUUAGACCAGAGGCAGUGUUUGCAAAUCAAAGGGUUACUAACUCUGCAUUCAAAAAUAAAUAAACAAAACCUGCAAACUAACUGGAAAAUAUGUACAGAAAAUAAAAGUUUCCAAGGAUACCAAGUGGAACUCCAACAAUGAGAAUGUUUUAUGAAAAAAAAAAAAGAAGUGCUUUCUUGUUAUAUUCUUAUUUCCACUAAAGUAUUUGUAUUAUGCAACCAACACACAGUGCACUGACAAUGGGAACAGUGCUAGUUAGACAUGCUUGUGUCUUCAAAGGAUCUGUGCACUAUAACCAUGGUUUCUUUCCGAUGUCAGUACAUAAGGAAUGUGUUAAUUGAAUUAAAUUGUCAAGAAAUGAACAAGCAGACUGUAUGCCUAUAGUUUUCAACUUGAUCACUGUGGAUACAUUAUUAUUUUCCUGUCUUAUCAUGUUGUGCUCUGUUAAUUAUGUUAACUAUAGAUCCUCCUAUGACUCCUAUGCCUACUCUACAUGGUAUCAUCACUGAUACAGUAUAUUUACCACUGAUGUACAGUAAAGCUCUCCUUCUACUAACCCUACUGUCUCACCUACUGUCCCUCUCCUCUCCUGUCUGUCCCCAGUCCUGGCCAUGCAUGAAAACGUCCUCAAGUGUCCUACUCCCGGGUGCACAGGAAGGGGCCAUGUAAACAGCAAUCGUAGCACCCAUCGGAGGUACAGCCUGCAGGACUAACCCAUUAAAAAUGUCAAACUGUACCUAGAUAGGUUUAAUGUCGGACUAAUGGGUUUGAUUUCCUCCUAUUCCUCCUUCUCCUCAUCCAGUCUCUCAGGCUGCCCCAUUGCUGCUGCAGUGAAAGUCUCCAAACCUCAAGAGGAGAGCCCCAAAUGCAGGCAAGCACCUGAACGAAUGUCCAGGUAAAAUCACAUGGACUGAGAAUGUAUGUUUUAACACAUGUUAUAGCUGUAAUAUUGCAAUAUUGUCACUUUGACUGUUGACUAUUAUUGAAGUGCAUGAGCAUGUGCACAUAUAUUAUGAUGACAGUAAACCAUUGAGACAUAAAACAAAUUGAUUCUGAGAGCAUAGUCCCUUUGAUAUAAAACAAAGUUUGUGUUCGUUGACUUUCAAUUGCAAUAUCAUAUAAAAUCAGGAGAUAUGUUGGUUAACAUUUACUGUAUCAUAUCCAGUUUAUUCAUUCAGUGUAUUGUAAAAUGAAUGACAAUAUAUAGCCUAGCAAAGCAUCACAGAUAUGGUUACUCAGUAUCACUUGUUCUUAAGCAAUGGUUUAAGGUCCCAUGAGAUUCUCCCUAUUAGAGACACAGAGCAUCAGAACUCUUUCUUCCCUGUAGAGAAAUGACGGGCAGACUGCCUACUCAUACUAAAUUAAUUAGUUGGGCAACAUGCCUGUGUGUGAACCUACAAUACAGAUCAGAUCCCACAAUCCAGGAGGAGGACAUUGAUAUUAUUAUAUGAUUCAAACUACAUUGUGUCUAUUACUUUCACAAUCACCACCACCUCUUCCACAGCUAACAUGUGCAUAACAGUACCAGUCAUGUAGUAACCAAAAAAGUGUUAAACAAAUCAAAAUAUGUUUUAUAUUUGAGAUUCUUCAAAUAACCACCCUUUGCCUUGUUGACAGCUUUGCACACUCUUGGCAUUCUUUCAACCAGCUUCACCUGGAAUGCUUUUCCAACAGCAUUGAAGGAGUUCCCACAUAUGCUGAGCAUUUGUUGGCUGCUUUUCCUUCACUCUGCAGUCCGACUCAUCCCAAACCAUCUCAAUUUCGUUGAGGUCGGGGGAUUGUGGAGGACAGGUCAUCUGAUGCAGCACUCAAUCACUAUCCAUCUUGGUCAAAUAGCCCUUACACAGCCUGGAGGUGUGUUGGGUCAUUGUCCUGUUGAAAAACGAAUGAUAGUCCUACUAAGCGCUAACCAGAUGGGAUGGCAUAUCUCUACAGAAUGCUGUGGUAGCCAUGCUGGUUAAGUGUGCCUUGAAUUCUAAAUAAAUCACAGACAGUGUCACCAGCAAAGCACCCCCACACCAUAACACCUCCUCCUCCAUGAUUAUGGUGGGAAAUACACAUGCGGAGAUCAUCCGUUCACCCCACACCGCGUCACACAAAGACACGUCGGUUGGACCCCAAAAUCUCCAAUUUGAAUCUCCAAUUUGUCCAUUGCUCGUGUUUCUUGGCCCAAGCAAGUCUCUUCUUCUUAUUGGUGUCCUUUAGUAGUGGUUUCUUUGCAGCAAUUCGACCAUGAAGGCCUGAUUCACAAAGUCUGUGACUUGAACUCUGUGAAGCAUUUAUUUGGGCUGCAAUUUCUGAGGCUGGUAACUCUAAUGAACUUAUCCUCUGCAGCAGAGGUAACUCUGGGUCUUCCAUUCCUGUGGCAGUCCUCAUGAGAGCCAGUUUCAUCAUAGCACUUGAUGGUUUUUCGACUGCACUUGAAGAAACUUGAAAAGUUCUUGAAAUGUUCCGUAUUGACUGACCUUCAUGUCUUAAAGUAAUGAUGGACUGUCAUUUCUCUUUGCUUAUUUGAGCUGUUCUUGCCAUAAUAUGGACCUGGUGUUUUACCAAAUAGGGCUAUCUGAUUGGCUCAAACGCAUUAAGAAGGAAAGAAAUUCCACUAAUUAACUUUUAAGAAGGCACACCUGUUAAUUGAAAUGCAAUCCAGGUGACUACCUCAUGAAGCUGGUUGAGAGAAUGCCAAGAGUGUGCAAAGCUGUCAUCAAGGCAAAGGGUGGCUAUUUGAAGAAUAUCAAAUAUCAAAUAUAUUUACUUUAACACUUUUUGGGUUACUACAUGAUUCCAUAUGUUUCAUUUCAUAGUUUUGAUGUCUUCACUAUUAUUCUACAAUGUAAAAAAUUGUAAAAAUAAAGAAAAACCCUUGAAUGAGUAGAUGUGUCCAAACUUUUGACUGGUAGUGUAUGUGUCAAUAUCCUAUCCUUACAUGCAUUUUAUUUGACACCAUAGCCACUUUCCUGCCCACUUGUGUGCAUGUGUCAAUUUCCUAGUUCCUUACAUGCGCUUUAUUUGACACAUACAGUAGCCACUUUCCUCAUCAAAUCCAACAACAACACCUCGUCUUCUUGGAUUCUUCUCCAACCAGACCUCUCGGCCCCCUCAUGAAGAAGUUGGAGUUCAACCAGUACAGCUACAGGUUCGCCCAUCACCAUCCUGUCACCGCCGCCUUGCAAGACAACCUCACCAAGGACAUGGACAAGUACAGCAAGAUCCGCUUUGAUUACGCCAGCUUUGAUGCACAGGUCUUCGGCAAACAACCUCUGAUGGCACCCAACCAGGACCAAGAAAUCUCUCCUUCACACUUCCCUGACUGUGAGUUUCGCACAUUUGGGGGGUGGGGGGGGGGGGGUGGGGUGGUGUGUUGGAACCAUAACAGCAUGUCAAGCCACAUUAAAGGGAUUUAAUGUGCAAGCGUCGCUCAUCUUCUGCCACAAAUGUGCAACUCAUACAUGAUCAAACAACAACCAAACUACAAGUAUGCAACACACUCACAAGGUUCCUGUAAACAAGACAAUCAUGCUAGUUUAAUACUGCUUACAUUUACAGUUUAGUCAUUUAGCAGACGCUCUUAUCCAGAGCGACUUAGAGUUUGUGCAUUCAUCUUAAGAUAGCUAGGUGGGACAACCACAUAUCUCAGUCAUAGUAAGUACAUUUUUUCUCAAUAAAGUAGCUAUCAGCAAAGUCAGUGCUAGUAGGAUUUUGUUUUUAAAUACAAAAAUAGUUGGGUCCAACAGAUCUGUCAGAUCCUGAGAGAAUUGUCAUUUUAUCAAGAAUACAUGUUUUAUCAACACAGACUUUAUUUAUUCAGGCACAGACUGAUUCCAUUGAAACCACACUGUAACAACAAACGUAUAGCUGGAUGCAUGAUUCACCGUAAUGUAGUGAGUAUAAUCAGUUGUUCCUGUAUCUCUGUGUAACUUGCUGAAUGUGUGUUUUGUUAUCCAGCAGCUCUACAGUACACUGGCUUCCUGGGUGCCCCUGGCAACCUCCUGCCCACGCCUGGCCCCGGACGGCACAGCCCACCCAGCCAUUACAAACCUGGAUGUGAGGGGCUCCAAGACACCGUAGCCACCACCGCCAUCCUCAACCUCUCCACCCGCUACCGAAGCAACAUGGAGGCCAUCUCCAUCUCCGGCCAGCCCCUGGCAUCCUCCACAAAGGUAAUCAAAUUAGACCACUUGGAAAGGUAUUUAAUGGGGUCAUUUUAAAGCAACUCUGAUUUGUGUAUAAAAAGGGAGAAACAUCAAAAGGACCGUUUUUGGCAAUGUGAUGGUGUCUCUGGUGGCAGGGAAACAAGAGGUUCCCCUCCGUAAAGCUUUAAUGUACACAAAAGAAAAUGUGUGUAUUCACAUCAAAAGAAAAAAAAAUACAAUCAGCCUUAUUUCUCAAUUACAAUUAGACUCUGUAGUUUCUACUUUUAUGGUAAUGGACCAAAAAGAAAAUGAAAAAAAUACCUGUAUGAAAGUGUGUCUUGCAUGCUGCAGAAUAUAUUUUGUUUAACAAUAUAAAUUAUUAUCGAGGAUAAAGGCGUCAGCAUGCUUCAGUUUGGCUGGCGGCUAGCCGAAGUCGGCUAGGUGAACUGAAUGACUGUGCUCGCAUACUCCCUUAAAAGACAUUCUCUUGAAAAACAAGAAAAAAGCGGAAAUAGCCAGUAUACACUUUAAUCUAAGAUUCAUUUUGAUGCUUUUGCCUAGGAGAUCUUAUGUUUGGUGCAGUAUUUCUAAAUUUAAAAAAAUUGCAUGAAAAUGAGUCUUCUCUCGUUGAAUGACAACAAAGACUUUACUGAAGAAUCCCUACCAGUCACUGACGAAGGGGCGUAGACUUUGGCUACUGACUUCGGCUUGCCUCAAGAAAAAAUGUUUUGUGCCCGAACAACCAAAAAAAACCUUACCCAAAUCCAAAACGAACAAAAACGUCAUAAAAUGAUAUCAUAAUAUAUGCACAAACUCUUCCAAACUAUUACAAUCCCCCUUAUUUCUCAAUUACAAUUAGACUCUGUAGUUUCUGUAAAACAUGUGGUCAUGCAUUUAAUUUCUACUUUUAUGGUAAUGACCAAAAAGAAAAUGAAAUAAAUUAUAACUGUAUGAAAGUGUGUCUUGCAUGCUGCAGAUGGCGGAAUAUAUUUUGCUUAGUAAUACAUUAUCCAGGAUAAGCUGUGUCUCUAUCAGAUGGCCUAUAAAACUAGUUCAGUGGAUUAAACCAAUCAGCUGAAGGACUCAUUAGCUGAAAUCUUUUAUUCACACAAAACCAAAAUCUCAGUGAUUUAUUAAAUGUGCACCAGUUUAGUUUAAAACUUGACCCAUUUGUGCACAUCCUGUAUAAUCUAUAGUGGGAAAACCCCCAAAACCAUGAUACUCUCAAAUUAACUGAACCAUGGCCUUCCUAUGCAUAAAGUUUGACAGCAUAACAACUAAUGUCUCAAAACCCAAACAAGGCCUCUCUGCAGUAUGUAAUUUAUGACAGAAUAUUGAUAGAUAAAUGAUUCAAGGUUCCCAACACCUACACAGUACAGAACCCAGCUUGGUGAGCUGAGAAUGUGGUCCUGUACCAGGUGCCAACCCACUGAAUGAAUAAAACAGUGUUAGCAACUUAAUCAUUUGUGCUCUUCUGCAGUGGACUUAUGUAGCAUACAUUACACUGUAUGGGGCCAUGCAACUCAUAUGUUUGUUUGUAUCUCUGUAGGCUACCAGUGAUGCAAAUGCAACAAAACAUGCAUCACAACUCAAUGUGAAAAGUUCAUGCUGUUGAGAUUAGCUACAGACAUGUCACCAUCACACACAUAAUUAAAAUGGGCAGCCACACAUGCAUGCAAUGUCCAUGAAAAUUAUCCCCUUUAAUUAAUUUGAAAGGCUCUCUUUUGUUACAAAAAUAAUGGAAGAUAGGUUUAAUGGGAUAUAUGCGUUGAAUAAUUGGUUUCAUUUAUAGGCCGGAUUUCGGCAUUUAAUGAGGUAAAACUUUUAAUACUAUAAAACCUAUAAAGCUCAAGCACACAGCCUAGCAUUUCACAUAACACAGAAUGAGUAACACAUCUGUCAGUGAGAAAACUUAUGCUGCAUUUUAAGCUUUUACAUUUUUGUUUUAAUGGUGAUGACCUAAAACCAGCACCCCCAGCUGCCAUCUUGGUUGUGUGUCCUAGAAAACAGACAGAUUACACAGCUGUCACAAAAAAACUAUACACCAAGCAGCGAUUAUUAUUUUGUUCAACAGAAUUAAUGCUGGCUUAACAUCACACUUUACCCCGGUGUUAGAUAAUCACUGUGCGUCUUACUUUACUCAUGUAAAUGUAUAUUUGAGGUGCAAUUCAAGUUAUUUCUCACAGGAAUUAUACAAGUUGUCAUUUUCAGAGUGGUACACGCUUAAAGCAUUGUAGUUGGGGCUAAGGCAUGUCAUGGAAAUAUAUUAAUAUCAAACUUCAUAACCCACAUUUUCUUAUUUCCACGAAGACUGGCAUCCCAAUGUAACCUGCUGACUAUUAUCGAGUCUGACUUGUGAACUUCUUCUCAUUUAGGACAUGCCCAUAGACGUGGAUGAGAACGGCACUCUGGACCUGAGUAUGAAGAAAAGUCGGGAGGUGAAAGCCCCACCCAAGGUGCCUUUGGGAGACGCUGCCCUGUCCCCUCCUGAGUCCACUCUCAAGCAGGCCAGCAGUGUGCACAUCAGCCCUGCCUUCUACCAUGCCCUGUGUGAGAGAGAUGCCUGGGACACACCUCUCAACUUCAGCAAAUCACAACAAAUGAUGCACGAAAGAGAGGUAAAAAACACAACCUGAUUGUUAAUCUGUUAAAUGCACAAUAAAUACUGGGAGUUCAGGUGGGCCUUCGCUCUUCAGCAAAUAAAGGAAAUGAGGGGUGCUCAACAACAAUGACAAAAAUCACGAGAAUGGCUUACCAAGAAAAACUUCCAAAAGGACUAAUUCGAGGUAAAAACAAAUAUUGUACCAGACCUAUGAAACAGAGCUUAUUUGGCAAAAGUUGUUGAACAAGAGAAACGAGAGCUACCGAUAAUGGAGAAACAUAUUCAUGAGACUACCAACAGGCCCCUGGUCUAUAAAGGUGAUAUGGGCAUACAAUGUAUAAUGAUAGAUAAUCGUGUAUACUGUGUAUGUUCCUAAUAAAGCUCUUGUUAAAGAGAGUGUUCCUCACAGCUGGUAUUCCUGGUUGUUGUCGAUUUAAAAGGCCAUGACAUUUGUACUGUUGUUAAUUCACCGACGACAACAUCUGGUGCUGAACACAGAAUCUUUGAGAAAGUAAAUCCAAAUGAUUUAUUUCACAAGUAUUUCCGUCAUAAAUACUGUCCGUGUGGAUUAAAUGUGACUUUAAAUGGAUGUAUGGUUUACUGUAAGUAUCCUUAAGCGUAAUACCUCAGCCUUACCCCCAACCCCUAGGCUUGUGAUUUAAGAGUAGUAAGUGGGAUGUUUUCAUUGAUAAUUCACUUUUAGAUCAUGUUCAAGACUCAAGACUGAGACAGGAAGUCAGGAGGUUAAGCAGAUUUUUAAGGACACUUUAUUAUUAAGACUGCGUCCAAAAUGGCACCCUAUUACUUAUGUAGUGAAAAGGGUCAAUUUCAAACGUACCUAUGUCUCUCAGCAGGAGGAUUUUGACGACGCUUCUCUGGAGGACCAGAGCUACUCCGGAGACGCAAGCAUGUUAAGCCCCAAGACCAAGAUGCUCUUAAGAGAUGCUAAGAAAGAGCUGAUGAGGUAUUUCAUGUUAAACAUGUUGGGUCGGCUCAUUCUGGGGGUCCAGUGAGGGGAGAAAUUGACAUAUUGAGGCUUCUUUGCUCAGUCAUCUGUGUAUAAUGUGUAUUUCCCUCUAAAAAGGUCAGCUGACAGAUGGUCAGUAUUAAUAACAAAAGUGUAAUUCCCGACCAGACCUUUUAAAUGGGGCAGUAUAUUAUAAGUGGGGUGACUGAAUACACGCUCAGUGAAAUGCACUGGACAUGAUCUAUCCUAUUAUUAGCUCUUAUAUUGUUGCCUAUUAUAUAUUACAUAUCGUUGUGACUGGUAUGUCUGCAGGUUCAUGUGGAGAGGAAAUGUAUCUUGUUAAAAGUGAGUUUUUACAUGUCCGUAUGUCCUCAAAAUGAGCUUAUCACUCUUGACUUUGUAGUUAGACUCUGCAUGUUCUAUUGAGUUAGGCUCUGGGGACUUUAUUCACUUUAUGGUUAGGUACGAUUGAGUAGUUUACAGAAAACAAUUAGAUCUUCCAAGUGAGCACCUUUUUAUGAGCAACUUUCUGCCACUCCAAAUAAACACCAUCAGAGACAUUGUUGUAGUGAAUGUGUUCGGGAGUAAAAUAUCUUCUACUAAAUUUCCUGCUGCACUAACUUCACACUUCCAAUUCCACUAAUGCAAAUCAACGUCAUGUUAAAAAGGUUAAUAUACUGUAUUAGAAGUCCAUGUAUUGUAGAGUAUGGUCUAACUAAGUGUUGUGUUCUCUGCAGCUGUCCUACCCCCGGCUGUGACGGUAGUGGCCAUGUAACAGGAAAUUAUGCAUCACAUCGAAGGUAAUUACACACUCAUUAACACCAGCUAGUAAAUACUGUAAGGCCUGGUUCAGAGGAACAAUGUUGAUUGUUUCAUGUUGAUUAGUAUUAUAUGCUGCUGAAACUGUUUUUCUUUUAUUCAACCUAUUGUUGCUGUGGAAUUUAAGUAAUUUAAAACUUAUUUGUAAUUUUAUUGAAACGUUGGACAGAAACAACUGUUCAAACUUAACAAAUCUUAGCAUUUUUAGAACUGAAACCACCCCCCCAAAAAAAAUGUGAGAUGAUAAUGCAAAUGAUUGUCAUAUGGAUUGGGAGAAAAUGACGUCUCUGCCACAUUGCACUGUACAGUAUAUCAAUCACUGUCAGACUUCAAUUGAAUUGAACUAUGAUCAAAGGGUUCAUUAUAAUAACUCUCAGCUGUGUAUCCUCUGUCUGUAGUGUAUCUGGGUGCCCCCUGGCUGACAAGACUCUCAAAUCACUGAUGGCAGCCAACUCUCAGGAACUAAAGUACGUGUUGUCCUGUCAGUCAUCAUCAACUGUUUAUAGCCAGUAGUUCACCUGUUUGUGUUCACUGAGUCAACUUUGUGCUAUUUUAUUGGAUUACAUUAUACAUUCCACCUGGUCUCAUGCUGUUUUAGUCAUACAAUACACUGACUAUAUUGAAUUUGGACUUUUCUCCACUUCGUGUGAUCAGGCUGUAUACACUGAGUGUACAAAACAUUAGGAACACCGUCCUAAUAUUGAGUUGCAGACCCUUUUGCCCUCAGAACAGCCUCAAUUCGUUGGGCCAUGGACUCUACAAGGUGUCGAAAGCGUUCCACAGGGAUGUUGACUCCAAUGCUUCCCACAGUUGGCUGGAUGUCCUUUGGGUGGUGGACCAUUCUUGAUACACAUGGGAAAAUGUUGAGUGUGAAAACCCCAGCAGCAUUGCAGUUCUUGACACACUCAAACCGGUGUGCCUGGCACCAACUACCAUACCCCUUUCAAAGGCACUUAAAUCUUUUGUCUUGCCCAUUCACCCUCUGAAUGGCACACACACAAUCCAUGUCUCAGUUGUCUCAAUGCUUAAACAUCCUUCUUUAACCUGUCUCCUCCCCUUCAUCUACACUGAUUGAAAUUGAUGUAACAGGUGACAUCAAUAAGGGAUCAUAACUUUCACCUGUUCAGUCUAUGUCAUGGAAAGAGCCGGUGUUCCUAAUGUUUUGUACACUCAGUGUACAUUAUGCAAUAUACUGUAUAUCUACUGACCUCAUAGAACCUUUAAGUCUUUAAAAAAAUGCAUUUAAAUAUGAUAUCAUUGUCCAAGACGUCGCACUGAGUUUCACCUGUUUUGUCUGUCUCUCCACCUGCAGGUGCCCAACACUUGGUUGUGAUGGAUCUGGACAUGUGACUGGGAAUUAUGCUUCACACAGAAGGUAGUCUAGACUGGAUGACACAAAUUAUUGAAUAGAUUAACAGGAAUGUGUUUGAAUCUCGUUGUUUAUUUUUAUGAAUUCAUGAAUCUUUGACAUUUGGUAAACUGUUGUAUAUCCAAGAAGAUACGAUUCUGACGACACCUGACUGAUUUUUAAAACUGAUUUUGUUGUUUAGAAUGUGGUUUUCAGUGACAUGCUAUGUGAUAAUCAUUGAUGGAAGAGUUUGCUUGAUUUUAGCCCUAAAGUAGUGUUCAUUAUUGUUAAACCGUAUUGUCUCUAAACAUUUGUAGUUUGUCAGGAUGUCCACGUGCCAGAAAGGGGGGCUUGAAGCUCACACCAAACAGAGAUGCAAAAGACGAGCAAGAAAUUAAGUAAGAGAUUAUUCUUAUUCUUAUGAUUUCUGUUUGAUAUUUGUUGUUUAGUUUUUUACUGGCAUGACUACAUGAUUGCUGUCUCAUUGAAUGAAAAUACUUGUAUCCUGUUGUUAAGAGGUCAUUAUACCAGAAAAAUAUAAAGGAAAUUGUUUUUCUGAUCAUAACAUUAGUAGAUCAUCUUUCAAGGAUUAACAACAUGUGUAUAAUACAUGUUUUCAAACACUGUAAUAUUUUGAGUUUUCUUAUAAGAAUAUCUGGCUUAUCACUCUCUUGUGUGAGUGUUUUCCUUAUCAUCGUGUAUUGUUUAUUACAGGUCCCCCAUACUACUGUAUGGGUACAAAGCUUUGAUUCGCUGAUGUAAAGCUUAAUAAUUCUAGAUGCAGUUGUCUCUGGAAAAACUGUUAUUGGUAUUACAUUUACAUUUUAGUCAUUUAGCAGACGCUCUUAUCCAGAGCGACUUACAGUUAGUGAGUGCAUACAUUUUCAUACUGGCCCCCCGUGGGAAUCGAACCCACAACCCUGGCGUUGCAAGCGCCAUGCUCUACCAACUGAGCUACACGGGACCAUAAAAAAAUUAUGUAAUUGAUUGCUGCUGCUUAAAUCCAAAGUCAGAUGUAUGAGACCUUGUUUACUUCUACAACUGGACAGACACAGAUUUUCCAUUCUUUUUAAUUACUAAUGCAGGGCCAAGAGCUUAGGAAUUAGACUGGAAUAAAUCUCAUCCACAUUAAGAGAGGGUGGGGGAGCGGCAGGUAGCCUGGCAGUUAGAGCAUUGGGCCAAUAACCAAAAGGUUGCUACUGUAGUGAUUCUGUAAUGUUACUAGAUUAUUGUAAAUUGUAGGCCAUAUGGCAUGCUUCCAUUGUCCUGGUACCUUCCAUCUACCUGUGGUGUAUGGAUGGAUGGAAGUAAUGGGGUUGGGGUUGUUUUGUCCUCUAAGUACUAGCAGUACUCUGAACAAUGAAGUGCAACAACAAGCAUUGUUACAGUAGCACUCUGUUUGUACGCUAGUUCUGUGUUCCAUUUGUACUAUCUCAGCCUGCCUUUCACCUUUACCAAUAAGGGAAGGGGUCGGCAACCCUUAAAAUUACAUUCUUCACAUGACGGGAUACAUGACAAUUAUGUGUAAUUCAUGUCACUCCAUUACUGACCUGUAGAAAACAGAGCUGGAAAAAUGUAAUUACCUUUAUAACUCUUAACAAUAUUCAACAAGACUUGUGCUUAUGUUUUUCGAUUACAAAAACCAAUAACCUACCUCGUACUGUAUAUGUAGGCUAUAUCAAUCUGAAUGUGUUUAUUAUUCCAAAGUUUUUGUGGAUUAGCAAUUUGGCUGAUACGAUUAUUUGAGCCUGCUUGACUACAUUUUUAAUCAGCAUUUGACUGGAUUAAUCAACGUAAUGGUUUGACAAAUCUUCCGGUCUAGUUAGUGAGGGAUAUUUAUGAACUGUGCAAAUGAUUUGUUUGAGUACGUACGUAUGUAUUAUGUGUGAUUUAAGAGGUUAAGUAAAGUCGUCGCAACUCAGUUGACAGCAUUUUGAUCUACUUACAUUUCCAUUGUACUUAAACUGUAAACAGAGAUAGAUUUACAUAUCUCAGAUCAUACUGUAUUUACUACAUCUGUCAUAUCAAAUGGCCUGAACUGCCAAACUAUUCUGAGCGAAAAACAGCUUGCUGGUGACAAUAAUCUUUCUCCUCUGCCUCAUCUGAAUGAGAAUAGGCAUCUCUCACAGGGGCACUCUGUACAUUGUCAACAGUCUGUGUUACAACAUGAAUCACUCCACUAGCAGUUUAAGGGGAGUACAUCAUAUAGUAACAGACUCCUGGGUAUAUAUAGAAUGAAUAGACCUGACACAAUUCCCUAUUCUAUCUGACAGAUAAUCAUAUCUGUUCUAUGCGAUACAUUUCUAACUGAACAUUUGUAAUGUAAAAUCCUCCUUAACAGAUUCCUUGUUUGUCUCCGUACUAGGUGUCAAGUGAUAGGUUGUGAUGGGCAGGGCCACACAUCGGGGAAGUACACAUCUCACCGCAGUGCAGGGAGCUGCCCCCUCGCUGCCAAGAGGCAGAACGAGUCAUCCAUCAAUGGCCUCCCCUUCCCCUGGAAUAAGGCCUGCAAACAGGAACUGCCCCACUGUCCCCUGCCCGGCUGCAAUGGCCUUGGACACGCCAAUAACGUGUUUGUCACCCAUAGAAGGUGAGGUUGCAUUGCAUCAAUGUUGACCCUUAUGAUUCUAGUGACAUUUUUAUAAUUUCUAUUGAUACUACUAUUCUUCACCACUGACCCUUAAUUAAAGGCGCACUCCUUGAAUUGAAAAACAUCUAAAUAGCUUGAUAUUGACAUUAGUGAGUUUGUAUUAUUUAUUUCUUUUUAUUUAAUUUUAUUUCUAAAUAGUUUGUCUGGAUGCCCACUUAAUGCUCAAAGUAUCAAGAAGAAGAUGUCAGGAGAGGAGAUGGUGACUAUUAAACUGAAAGCCAGCAGUGGUAAGUCAUGGUGGUGGACAGUACAUACAGUAUAUGCUUUGGCAGGAUAAUAUAUUUUAUGGAAAUGUUAAUCUUAGUACCAUCAAAGUAUGUGUAGACCCUCUGCUAGUUGAUUCACUGAAGCACAGUAGCAGGUUUAGCUUGCAUUUCAUAAGAGUAUUCUCCAUUUUCAAACAGGAGUCGACAACAACGAUGACAUGCAACACUUGGAUCAUGAAAUCAAGGAACUGAACGAAUCCAACCUGAAAAUAGAAGCUGACAUGAUGCAACUGCAGACCCAGGUAACUAUCCACAUCUGUGAUGAUAUGAUGGUUUUCAAAGGAUUCAGGCCUAGUUCAGUUUGACAAGUUUUCCUCUUCCCUGAAAGCAGAUUUCGUCAAUGGAAUGUAACCUGAAGACAAUAGAGGAGGAGAACAAAAUGAUUGAACAGCACAAUGACAGCCUUCUGAAAGAGUUAGCUCGCCUCAGCCAAGCUCUCAUCAACAGUCUCACAGACAUCCAACUGCCUCAAAUGGUACAGUAGGCCUCAUCCGAACCUCCUCACUUGCACUUGUAGCAUUUUUUUACCAUAUUUUUAUCUAUAGUGCAGUAUUUCCAAAACUCGGUCCUCGGGACCCCAAGGGGUGCACGUUUUGGUUUUUGCCCCAUCACUACACAGCUGAUUCAAAUUAUCAAAGCUUGAUGAUUAGUUGAUUAUUUGAAUCAGCUGUGUAGUGCUAGGGCAAAACGUGCACCCCUUGGGGUACCGAGGACCGAGUUUUGGAAACCCUGCUAUAGUGGCAUUAAAUUCUUAUUGUCAAUAUAUGCUUCAGUUUGUGAACUAAUAUUAGAACAUGUUUGUGUUCCAGGGGCCCAUCAGUGAGCAUAAUUUCGAAGCCUAUGUGAACACAUUAACAGAUAUGUACAACAACUCGGAGCACGACUACUCUCCCGAGUGUAAGGCUCUCUUGGAUAAUAUCAAACAGGCUAUAAAGGGAAUCCACGUU
Messenger RNA from Coregonus sp. 'balchen', 24479 nucleotides. Lineage: Eukaryota; Metazoa; Chordata; Actinopteri; Salmoniformes; Salmonidae. The record is from the annotation of a GenBank genome assembly.